Molecule: messenger RNA, 1926 nt
Organism: Rotaria socialis
Lineage: Eukaryota; Metazoa; Rotifera; Eurotatoria; Philodinida; Philodinidae
Source: the annotation of a GenBank genome assembly
AUGAGCGAAGCUACUCGUACAAAUACUGCAGGUACUACGAUACCAAUAGAUGCUAGUGAAUCGUUAUUAAUUGAUGGAACUGAUGUUCGAACAAAAGUUGGCCAUGUUGCCAAGUUCAAUCAAGAUGGAGACAAUAAUGAUCUUGACGAUAAUAUUGUACUCGAUGACUUAGAUAAUUAUAAAAAACCAAAAGGUUCUAAUGAAUUUGUUGGAUUAACUAAAGAGGAAUUAAAACAAUAUAUAGAUAAUCCAAAAUGGAAACAUGUUCGUUUGUUAAUUGCUAUUUUAUACAUCUUAUUACUUGUAUUACUGCUUGUUGGAUCAAUACUUUUAAUCGUAUUUUCACCAGGUUGUCCACCAAAACCGAAACUUCAUUGGUAUCAAAAAGAGAUAAUCUAUGAAAUCGAUGUCAUGGUAUUUCGCGAUUCGAAUGCAGAUGGUAUCGGCGAUAUUAAAGGUGUCCAAGAAAACUUAAAUUAUUUCGAAAAAAAUAAUAUUAAAUCAAUUCUGUUUCAAUCAACAAUAUUCAAUGUAACAGGUGGAACAUCACUUCAUUUAGAUGGACAACGCGCUUAUGAUAAAAAUAUUGAUUUACUACAAAUUGAUCCAUUAGUUGGAAGUGAUAAUGAUUUACAAGAUUUAUUGAAAAUUUUUAACCGAAGAGAUAUGCAUUUCAUUAUCGAUUUGCCACUAUCAUCAAUACUUGAUCCCAAUGGUAAAUCAUGGUAUGGUUCGACUCCACUACUUAAUAAAAUCGAUAAUCCAUGUACUACAAGUGCACGUGAACCAAAUUUUGGUUGCAUGUAUUAUAAAUCAUAUGGUCGAUUACCGCUUGAUUUUAGUGAUGACAAGAUUCUUGAGCAAGCAACAGAUCGUCUGCGCCAUUGGUUUUCAUCGAAAAAAGUCGAUGGUAUUCGAGUUGAUCUUCCACUUUUUUGGAAUAAAACCACACGUUCCUAUGAUGUAUCUUAUAAAGCAAUCAAUCAAUGGAAUGAUACUAAAAAUGAAAUCGAAAAGAAUUCCAAACCAAAAUUACUUCUAAUGGAUAUUCCAUUUGGCUUACAAGAUCUUAUUACUAAUAGGGAUUUAAGUAAUCAAGUAUCACAUCCAUUAUUUAUAUUUAAAGAUCAAACAAGACCUUCCAUAAAUGCUCACUCAUUUGAUCAACGUAUAAGAUUAUUCGAAGGACGUGAUUUAUCAAAACCACAAUUUUGGCAGUUGGGAUCAAAACGAAGAAGUGAUGAUGUUGGUAUUGUUCAUGAGAAUCAAUUACCCAGAGAAAUCGUUCUGACCACUAUCAUGCUACUCGGUGGAACACCUGUCGUACUUUAUGGUGAAGAAAUCGGUCUUAAUCAAAAAUCUUUUCCAUUAAUGCCAUGGAAAUCCACUGGAGAACACAGAGGAUUUUCUUCGUGUUCUACCAAUUCAACAAAUAAUUGUAAAAGCUUUAUUUCAUCGUUGCAAACUGGUAAUCCAACAACAAGUGUUAAACGUCAAGAAGCAUUAGGUGGACAAUCACAAGAUUCAUUAUUAACUGUUUUCCGCUAUUUGUCAAAAUUACGUGAAUAUGAAUCAUUUCAAUUCGGCUUGUUAGAAUACGGUUAUGACCAAAACAACAAUAUAUUUUGGUUUAUAAGAGAAGCACCAGGUCAUCGAGGAUACGUUACUGUUUUCAAUUUAAACCAAGGUCCCGAUGAAAAAGCGCAUAUAUCAUUAUAUGAUUUAACUAAAGCUGAUGUGCCAUCGCAUGUUCAUUAUGAAUAUCAAUGGCCAAAAGCUCAUUUGUCAACAUCAAGAGAAACUCGUAUUAAUUCGGAUAAUUUAUUUAUUCAUCCUCAAUCAGUUAAUAUAUUUUGGUGGGGAGCAAAACUUCAGAAGCCAAAUAUUUUAUUCAAAACUGUAAAAGAACAUUCACAAAAUCAUUAA